Molecule: messenger RNA, 171 nt
Organism: Brugia malayi
Lineage: Eukaryota; Metazoa; Nematoda; Chromadorea; Rhabditida; Onchocercidae
Exons: 2
Coding region: 1-171 (56 amino acids)
Source: RefSeq, a predicted model, not a curated record
AUGAUCACUCUGUAUUAUUUUUCUUCUGAUGCUUAUUGCGGAAUUCAGGAAGAUAUGCUAAUCCUUGCAAAAUUUGUCAUAAGCUUUUUCUGUUUACGAAAUCAACAAAAGUUGCUUAUGAACAUCACAAGUCUUUCUGAUACCUGGAAAACUACAUUUGCUCUCAGAUGA